AUGAAAGAGCACUUGUACGAUGGACCAGGGACGUUCGACAAAGAUCCUGACGAGGAAGGGUUUUUCGUGCUCAUCCAGGGCUUUCACGACAUCCACUGUCUGAAUGAAUUACGAAAGGCGUUGUAUUUCAACAAGCCUUACUACAAGCAAUACGAGGACGACACGAAGGUCACUGAGCCAAACCGGCGAAGCCAUAUCAAUCAUUGCCUUGACAAUGUCCGCGAAAGAUUGAUGUGCACGGCGGAUAUCGGCCUGAUUCCCUCUGUCUACACUGGUCCUCAUUCGGAAGCGAUCAAAUUCGCCAACCAGCACAAAUGUCACAACUACAAUGCUUUGCUUGAAUGGAAACAGCAAUGGGAGGCCAAACACCCGGCGUUUGUGCAUGCAGGCAGCAAGCACGAGCUUCUGCCUGUUCGGCCUCCUCCUGACGCGAUUUUCCACGAUCCGAGUACAUUGAGCUAG
This is a messenger RNA of Zymoseptoria tritici IPO323, 462 nucleotides long. RefSeq lists its product as uncharacterized. The coding region runs from base 1 to 462 and encodes 153 amino acids. The transcript has 2 exons. The record is from RefSeq and is a predicted model, not a curated record. Gene Ontology annotation, biological process: mycotoxin biosynthetic process. NCBI's taxonomy places the organism in Eukaryota, Fungi, Ascomycota, Dothideomycetes, Mycosphaerellales, Mycosphaerellaceae.